This is a messenger RNA of Eurypyga helias (sunbittern), 1826 nucleotides long. It is a transcript of the gene TJP3, whose product is annotated as tight junction protein 3. The annotation marks the transcript as partial. Gene Ontology annotation, biological process: cell-cell junction organization; protein localization to cell-cell junction; establishment of endothelial intestinal barrier. The transcript has 15 exons. Gene Ontology annotation, molecular function: cell adhesion molecule binding. Lineage: Eukaryota; Metazoa; Chordata; Aves; Eurypygiformes; Eurypygidae. The record is from RefSeq and is a predicted model, not a curated record. Gene Ontology annotation, cellular component: bicellular tight junction; plasma membrane.
GUGAAAUGAUGCUUAAGAUCAACGGGGUGACCAGUGAGGACAUGUCCCUGGCUGACACGCAGCAGCUCAUCGAGCAGACAGAGGGGACCCUGACCCUGCUCAUCCUCCGGGACCACCGGCAGUUUCUGGUCAACAUCCCUGACAUAGACAGCCAGAGCAACAGCUCCCAGAUGGAUGAUAUCUCCGACAUCGACUCUGAACUGCCAUCCCCUGAGACCUCACCGCAACCUCCAGCUGCUGCCAGCAUGAGUUCACCACCGCGGAGGAGACAACUGAACAGGGACCCUGCAGCUGACACAAUCGUGGAUGAUGCUUGGGGCCCUGACCUGCUGGAAGCCGUGGAGGGGGAUGGCUGCCGUGGCCCCCAUGCCAGCCCCACUGCCCAAGCUGCCUGCAAGGACAGGCACAGCGCCGACUCCAGGGCCGUGCGCUUUGUGAAGGCCAAGAGUGUUGGGCUGCGGCUGGCCGGCGGGAAUGACGUGGGCAUCUUCGUGUCGAGUGUGCAGGAGGGGAGCCCAGCUGACAGCCAGGGUGUCCGGGAAGGAGACCAGAUCCUGCAGGUGAAUGAUACCAGUUUCCAGAACCUGACCCGUGAGGAGGCCGUGGAGCACCUCAUGAGCCUGCCACCGGGCGAGGACAUCAUGCUGCGGACCCAGAGCAAGCAGGACAUUUACAGGAAGAUGAUCUUGUCUAACGUGGGUGACUCAUUCUACAUCCGGACACACUUUGACUUUGAGAAAGACACACCGUCGGGGCUCAGCUUUGUCCGUGGGGAUGUCUUCCAUGUGCUGGACACCAUGUACCGGGGCAGGCUGGGGAGCUGGCUGGCUGUGCGCAUGGGCAGGGACCUGCAGGAGCAGGACAAGGGCAUCAUCCCCAACCGGAGCAGGGCUGAGCAGAUUGCCAGUCUGGAGUCUGUGCUGAAAGCCACAUCCAGUGCCAACCCCUCUGGAGCACGGGCUGAAUUUUGGAAGCUGCGGGGCCUGCGGGGAGCCAAGAAGAUACUGCGGAAGAGCCGGGAGGACCUGUCUGCCCUCACAAAGCAGGGCCGUUACCCACCAUAUGAGAGGGUGGUCCUGAAGGAAGCCAGCUUCAAGCGGCCGGUGGUGAUCCUAGGCCCCAUUGCAGACAUUGCCAUGCAGAAGCUGAGCACGGAGCUGCCCGAGCUGUUCGAGAUUGCCCCAAGUGUGCCCCGAGAUGGGGCAUUGUCCAAGGUCAUCAAGCUGGACUCAGUGCGGCAGAUCGCAGAAAAGGACAAGCAUGCCCUGUUGGACAUCACGCCCUCAGCUGUGGAGCGCCUCAACUAUGUGCAGUACUACCCUGUGGUGGUGUUCUGCGAGCCCGAGAGCCGGCAGGGCAUCAAGGCCAUGCGACAGUGGCUGGCACCCGACUCCAGGAAGAGCUCCCGGCGCCUCUAUGCCCAGGCCAGCAAGAUGAAGAAGUACUGCAGCCACCUCUUCACUGCCACCAUCAGCCUCAGCGGCAGCAGCAAUACCUGGUAUGAAGCAAUCAAGGGCAUCAUCAGGACACAGCAGAGCCAGCCCAUCUGGACGGCAGCGGAGCAGGCAGAUGUGGCACUGGAGGACAGCCUGGACCUCGACCAGCCUGGGCUGGCCCGCUCCUCUGAGCCAGCACAGAUGUCCCCAAGCCAUGGCCUGAACAAGCAGGUGGGUCCCCCCAUGCUGGUCCAAGGGGCUGCGGCAUCACCUGGCUUCUCAUCCCCCAGGGAAUAUGAGCACAACGCUGUGAGGAAGAGGUUCACGCGGGCCAGGGAUGACUCGGACCAGGACGAAGGCUACGAGUGGGGCCCAGUGACAGAUGUGUAG